AUGUCCCCACGUGUGCAUACUAGAUACCUCAAAGUAGAAUACAGUCCUGGUUCUCCACGCAGACACAAGGGACUGGGCAGGAUGACAACCAGUGAAGGGGUCAUAGGAGUGAUCUUCUUAUUACAGACUGUGGUUGGGGUUCUCGGCAAUUCCUCUCUUCUUUACCACUAUCUGUCCCUUUACUUCACUGGGUGCAGACUAAAGUGCACAGACCUGAUUCUUAAGCACGUGAUUGUAGCCAACCUCCUAACUCUCCUAGGUAGAGGAGUGCCCCACACAAUAGCAGCUUUUGGUUGGCAAGUUUCCCUUGGUGAUGUGGGGUGCAAACUACUGUUCUAUCUGCAAAGAAUAAGCAGGGGUGGGACUAUUGGCAGCACCUGUUUCCUGAGUGUCUUCCAGGCCAUCACCAUCAGCCCCAGGAACUCCAGGUGGGCAGAGCUUAAAGUGAAGGCUCCCAAGUAUGUUGGCUCCUCCUUGUGCCUGAUCUGGGUCCUGUACAGCCUUGUCAAUGUUAUUUUUCUUAUGUACACCACUGGGAACUGGAGCAAGAAGAACCUCACAAGCCUCAAAUAUCAUGGGUACUGUUCCAGUAUUCGUCAUGACAAAACCACAGAGUCAUUAUACGCAGCCCUGCUGUCCCUCCCUGAUGUUUUGUGUUUGGGGCUCAUGCUCUGGACCAGCAGCUCCAUGGUUUCCAUCCUGUACAGGCACAAGCAGCAGAUGAGACACAUCCACAGGACUAAUGUCAGCCCCGGAUCUUCUCCUGAGUCCAGAGCGACCAAAACCAUCCUUCUCCUGGUCAGCACCUACGUCUGUUUUUACACACUCUCCUGCAUCUUUCAAGUUUCCUUGCUAUUUAUUUAUAAUCCCACCUGGUUCCUGGUGAACAUAUCUGCAAUAGUUGCUGGCUUUUUCCCAACUGUCAGCCCUUUUCUGAUCCUGAGCUGUGAUGCCAAUAUAUGCGCAUUUUGUUUUGACAACAUAAGAAAUAGAAAAUCUCCUACUCUACGAGGAAUCAAGCUCACAAAAUUGCACUUGGUAUGCAGGCGCUGUGCCACUGAGCUAAAUGCUCAGCCCCGGGACAUAAUUGUUGAUGGGCCCUUUCCACUCACUGGUCUCUCAGUCACAUCCCAGUCCAUGAGGGUUGACACCGAGUCUUCCCCACACCUCAGCAGAGCUCACUCCGAGUCACUGUCCCCAAAAGAGGAAGAAACCAAAAAGGCUUCCUAUGGGACACCUGGCACUUGGCUCUCAUUUCCUAUGUGA
Molecule: messenger RNA, 1266 nt
Organism: Chinchilla lanigera (long-tailed chinchilla)
Lineage: Eukaryota; Metazoa; Chordata; Mammalia; Rodentia; Chinchillidae
Product: vomeronasal type-1 receptor 4-like
Exons: 3
Coding region: 1-1266 (421 amino acids)
Biological process (GO): G protein-coupled receptor signaling pathway
Cellular component (GO): membrane
Molecular function (GO): pheromone receptor activity
Source: RefSeq, a predicted model, not a curated record